CGCCUUCGAUCGAUCCGUAGACACGUGCGAUGCACCUGCACGCAGCGCGGCGCGGUGCACAUCCAGUAUUUGAUGCCCCAGCACCAGCCGCACCAAGCCACCGACCUGCAGGACUCGGCCGCUUUCAGCUCGUACACCUCGCCGCCGGCCACCAUGUGGGAGUACCAUCACCAGGCGGCACAUGCGGCGGCCUCGCAAACCUCCUCGUCGUCUUCCCCCUCCUGGAGCACCUACGCCGGGACGACAGCGGCGCUCCUCGGCGCCGGCAUGGCCUUUGCCACCGACUCAUCGUCGACCUCCGACGUGCGCCUUCCGGCUGCGGGCGAGCACGUCCACGGCCAUGCAUGGAGCCAGCACGGCGAACUAAUCAGCAGCCCAUGCUACAGGGAGAACUUCCUCGAUCUUCUCGCAUCGAAGAACGUGACGCCGGAGAUGUUCGAGGACGUCCCGGCCGGCCACUACGCCGCGCCGGCACUGUUGGGACGAUUCGGAGCAGGCUCUGAUGUUUCGCCGGUCAAGUACGAGCUCGCCGGCUCGCCGCUGGUCUUUGGGAGUACUGCCGGUGUGAACCAGGCGAUAAACAUCGUUGGUUCCAUGCCAUGCUACGCCUACGCCGAACACCAUCAGAUGAAGGAAGGCAGCAACCAGCAGCAGCAAGAACUUGCAGCCCCGGCCAAGGCCUCCUUUCUGCAGCAACUAAGUACAAAUGCUAGUGUUGGUAUGCAUGCUUGUUUGGAUUAUUCAGGCAUAGGAGGGCUUGACAAGAUUUGCCAGGAGAGUCGAGCAAUCGAGGCUAGUCCUUUUAGCAUGAGGAGCUUGCCGGACUUUAGCUCUUUUAAUGGCUACAGAUCAACAGCAGAAUCGACGUCGUCGGUGCAACCAUACAUGAGAUCCAUUAAUCUGUCUGACAGCAGUAAACAAGAUCAGGAUAUUGUUUCGGCAAGGAGUAGCAGCAGCGGCAGCGGAGCGGCCAGUGACCGUAAGAAGCGGCCGUCCGAGGAAAGAACGAGCAACGUGAAGAAGUCUAAGCAAGAGGGUUCUAAAGCAUCACCUCCCAAGCAACAAGUGCCUAAAGUGAAGAUAGGAGAGAAGAUCACAGCACUGCAACAGAUCGUUUCACCAUUUGGGAAGACUGACACAGCAUCGGUGCUGUUUGAAACGAUCAAGUACAUCAAGUUUCUGCAUGAACAAGUACAGCUGCUGAGCGAGCCGUACACGAAUUCGAGCAGGGACAAGGGUAGCGUCGUCCCAUGGGGAGAUCAUGCAGAGGCGAGCAAGGUAGAAGCAGAGCACGACCUGAGGGACAGGGGGCUCUGCCUGGUCCCUGUCUCGUGGACCCCUGAAGUCUACCGGGAUGGCACCGCGAUGGACUACUGGACGCCGGCGUACAGGGGCUGCCUGUACCGAUGAGAUAUGACUGCUAGCGAAAAAUUCCUUCCUGAUCACUUGAUCAGUGGCUCUGCCCCGAAGUUGCAUAGGACUCCAGCUGAUCUGCGACAUGUGGUGCUUGUGCUUCCUGGUUUGUAUUUGACUAGUUUGUUUGCUUUGCGGUGUUGUGAUUGUUGAUUUGUAAUGAGUGCUGAAGAAAUGGUCUGAAUUAAUCGACCUUAGCUGCUCACAUUUGUACCAGUAAUAUAUGCACCACAGCACCAGAAUUGGCAUAAGUACCACUGUACUAAGUAUGUUUGUUUAAUGCACUAGUGAUUACA
This is a messenger RNA of Phragmites australis (common reed), 1709 nucleotides long. RefSeq lists its product as uncharacterized. The coding region runs from base 73 to 1410 and encodes 445 amino acids. Gene Ontology annotation, cellular component: nucleus. The record is from RefSeq and is a predicted model, not a curated record. Gene Ontology annotation, biological process: regulation of transcription by RNA polymerase II. Gene Ontology annotation, molecular function: protein dimerization activity; RNA polymerase II cis-regulatory region sequence-specific DNA binding; DNA-binding transcription factor activity, RNA polymerase II-specific. The transcript has 7 exons. NCBI's taxonomy places the organism in Eukaryota, Viridiplantae, Streptophyta, Magnoliopsida, Poales, Poaceae.